Molecule: messenger RNA, 6945 nt
Organism: Spirometra erinaceieuropaei
Lineage: Eukaryota; Metazoa; Platyhelminthes; Cestoda; Diphyllobothriidea; Diphyllobothriidae
Source: the annotation of a GenBank genome assembly
AUGACGCUUCUAACUGCGCCCUCUGCCGUGCGUCUCGCAUCGGUCAGGUAAGUGAGAUACUCAUGCCUUCCUCCUUCCCCUCAGGUUUUUAGUAGGAUGCUUGCCACACUUCUCAAGCUCCCACAAGUCUGGACGACAGCAGAGGUAGCCACAACUCGUCUUGUCUCCACGGCUGCCCUCCCUGAACGCCUAUUUAGGUCCUUCUUUUAUGUACCUGGAGAUCAGGAACGCAGGAUCUCAAAAAUGCUCAAACUAUCUAGCUCUCCAGCCACCCCGCCUGAAAGUAUACCCGACAUCCUUGUUCUGGACUGCGAGGACGCUGUCUCUCAUGCCAACAAGGUAUGCACCCUACUAGAGAUCUGAAAAAGUCCACCCCGCUGAUUCAGGAUGGACUUUGGUGGUGGUGCUGGUCAGUACGAAUUGUGAGGGUUGUCCUGUAAAUCUAUAUCCCGCCCUAUCUACCCGGCCAAUUUCUUACAUCCGACAGGCGCUUCACAUUGACCUUGAAUGCAUACCCAAGCAGUUCUUUCUGCGCCGACGUCAAUUCUAGCGUUUUGGGUCCACUGGGCAUCAGUUGCUUCAGCAGUGGAUUCCGUCUAAACGAUUACCACUUACGAUACCUAUAAUAAGUGUAGUUACUAAACUCACAGAGCGCUGUCAUCCCGUUCGGUCAAGUGUACACCGAGGAGACUGGACUGUGUUUUACACAAAGUUGCAAGUUUUUCGUUGUUAUAACAGAAGCAGAAGAAAAGUGCAUCAAGAGCGAACUACUUAAGUAGGUUUGCGUCCCGUUCUUCUUCGGGAAUUUUCAGGUGCUUAAUGAAAACAGAAUCAAACUGUUAUGUCCGGACUUAUACGCAUUCUGCUGUCAUAUUUUCAUAAUCGGGAUCUCGGCGGCAUAUCUCAAUGCCAUUUGCCCCAACUCCUGUAUUGUUAAUUAAAAAUGAGUAGUUCGACGACGGAAACUGGCUGAAGUUGGCACGUAGUCCUUCCUUAAGGCGUCGAUGACCAUAAUGUGGUUCCCCCUGAGUGUUUAGCCCUCAUUUUAUUUUAAACAUAAAGGGCCAGUUACAUAUUCAACAUGCCCUCGACGUUCAGCAGCUUAGAUAAGGUUACGUACUUCAACACAUUGUAUUAAAACGAGAAACAGAAGCCAAAGACAAAGCACCAACUACAACGAAGUUAACAACGGAGCAUGGAGCGAUUAGUUGCUGCUGUCUGCGUAUGGUGCAUAGACUGAAGAUUCACAACUUUCAGACUACUUUUAAAAUGACUAUGCGUAUAGACUCAAAGGUGCUAUCCUAUUAAAAGAGGGCAUUUGCAAAGUGCGCCGUAUGAAGCGCAAUAGUAAAAACAGAAAAACAUUUCUCAGAUGGUCGCCACGAAAAAUUGCUCGUCUGAAUAUUUGGGCUUCUGUAGGGGGCCCGGAUAUACAAAUUGAAAGUGGAUAAGCCCUCUAAUUUCCACCCCUCCCCUCCAUGCACCACACGUUGCAGCGUUGCAACAGCACGAUAGGCUGCCUUUUGAACUGGGCAGUGGCCGGUGCUGUCUCGAGACAGCAUUGACUCCGCCUGAUUCGGACCACAAUGCGAGGAACUCGCACCUCAGUCGCCUCACCUCCUGUUCCCGUCUACAGCACGACCCAGCCGCCAGGAUACGUCGUGAUGACUGGGGGCGGUCGUGGCUGCAGUGAUUCCACACGCGUUCGUCCCUGUGACAUAAGACAGUUCGACUGUUGAUUCCGACGAUGCCAACCCGACGCGUCACAACAGGGUGGACGCAGGGACAGUGACUUGCCCCUGGGCUGGUUUAUAUUGACAAUAAACUUUCGAUGGAUCUGACGCACUCUCGCCACCUCGCUCACCUGAGAUCGAUGUCAUGACAAAGUCAAAAAGAUCGGAGGCGAAAGAGGGCGCGGACGACUAGCGUGACGUGAACCUGCACGUAGGCGCACCACCACACGCCUGGUCCCCAAAGUACUUGAAGAGGCCUACGAUGAGACUCAGGAUGCACUCAAAAUUUAACACCUCAUGAGGCUGUUUGAAUUCUGCCAACAAACUUUCUUCACUUUUGCGGGAGAGACCUUUGAACAAAUCAAGGGAACCCCAAUGGGCUCACCGGUCUCCGGUUUAAUGGCAGAACUGGUCCUGCAGGAGUUAGAAAAUAUUGUCUUCAUCCAACAUGAACCGGUGUUUUGGCGCCGUUACGUAGACGACACGUUCGUCAUCCUAAAGAAGGACGUGCUGCAACAUUUCCACAGCCUGCUCAACGCAGUUUUCCCUGAUAUAAAAUUCACGAGGAAAGAAGAACAGGAACAGCAGUUGCCUUUCCUGGAUGAGCUUGUCAGAAGAAACCUUAACGGUGAACUUGAAAUGACGGUUUAUAGGAAGGCAACGAACACCACACAGCUUCUCAGUUUUCACAGCAACCAUCCGGUGGCUCACAAACGAAGCUGUGUGAAGACGCUCUUCAAACGGGUCCAAACUCAUUGCAGCAAACCGGAGGACAGAGCACGUGAAAUCCGUUAUCUCCGCGACCAGCUUGUGCAGAAUGGCUAUCAGAGGGCAUUCAUAAGUCGCUGCCUACGCGGUCGCCACCAGAGAACUCGAACAUCAAGGCCACCGACGAUAUGGCAUUCUCUGCCAUACAUCAAGGGCGUUUCAGAAGCGACUGAGCUCAUUGCUGCGGAGCUGGGUGUUGGAAUACACACCGCUCCAAAGCCACCAUGCGCAAUAGGGUCAUGAAAAUCAAAGACCGGUUAAAACCUGAAGAGCAAUCUGGAGUAGUUUAUCGCAUUCCGUGCCAAAAUUGUCCUUGUAACUACACAGGACAGACGGGACCCAUGUUUGGAUCGCGCAUACGCGAACAUAAGCUGGCUGUGCGACGAGGCGACGCAUCAUCACAAAUGUCCACCCACGCCUACGAAAUGAGUCACGAGUUUAACUUCGCAGCCACCACAAUAGUCGCCCACGCGGGAGACAGAACAGGCCGAGAAUUGAUUGAAGACUUGGCCUCGGAUGAGAACUCGGUCAAUCGAUUUAUCGAUCUGGCGCCGGCGUACAGAACCCUGCACGGUCACCUCCAGUCUUGCGCCGUCGUUCGAUGAUUGGCCUACAUGCCGUAUAACUGUCGCUUGUUAGGUUGGUGCUACUACCUCUGACGAUGGACUUCUGUAUGGGUCUGAAAGCUCAGGACGAUAAACACAGUGUUCCGGUGCUCGAAUCUUCUCCUUCACAACGUACACUGAUCAGGAUUUUGCACCAAGAAAAAAGGGCGCGUCUUGGAUCCCAAUUGUCGUGACGUGAGCCUGUGCCUUGGUCGACUGCCAAACCCUCAGUGUUUUCAUUUUUAUGGUUACACAUUCCCAGUAACGCCUGUUGACCCCGAUCUAGCCUCCGUGUUGGUCCAACACAUCUACCGUGUGGCUCGGUUUAGGGUCAGAACAUACACAGCUUUUGACAGUAUCAGGGUAACAGUGCUUACUGCAUAUCUGUUCAACAAAUAGCCCCCACUGUUACGGUCCAUAAAUAGUAUGAUCCACCGUGGUCCAUCGAAUACUCGUGUCCCUUCAUUACGAUCAAUAAGACAUUAUCGCCGCUUUACGAUUCUGGGACUUACUGACCUCAUUCAGAUCUUUAUAUUCCCUUUCGAUUUAGCUAAGCAUCUAACUUAAUAUGGAUUAUUUUCUACUUCAGGAGAAGGCCAGAAGCACAAUUGCCUCGGCCUUCGCAUCUGGAUCUAUCAAGAAGAGUUUGCGUGCGCAUCAGUCUGUAAGUCUACGUAUCAAUCACCCCACAACCGGAUUGGCGGUGGCUGACCUUGACAAGGUCCUAUCGAAGUGUAUCGAGGCGACGGCCGCCACGCGUAGCGACCAGUGGCUCGGACCAGACCUUAUUACCAUCCCGAAAACGGAUUGCAUCGAUGAAUUACUUUGGGUAAGUGGGCAAGCAAAGUAGUGUGCGAAAUAUAUUAAUCCUUCUGUCAAACAUAUUGGCGUCAUACAACAGCUUUUUCCAGCCACUUGUUCCUGUCUACUUUAGGUGGAGGCACGAAUCCUGAAGCUCUUCAAAGAGGCCUCGAGACCUGUGCCAAACAUCUCCCUUGUCGGCAUGAUCGAGUCCCCACUGAGUCUGUUAAAUAUGACGGAUCUCUGCAAGGAGGCUAAUCAGUUGAAAAUUCCUCUAGUCGCUAUGGUGUUCGGAUCUGAUGAUUACUGUGCUAGCUUAGGCAAGUUCUUACCCGGUUGUCCACACGCCUUCCCUAAAUAGUCCUUGAGGGUAUUAUAUACGCCGCCUUCGGGCAAAUUGUGUUCUCUUUUUGAGUUUGGACAUUGUGGUUAGGGCGUUUGCCCCCCUUUUUUAUUAUGUUUGCCUGUUGUUCGUUAACUCCAGCAGUUGAGGUCCGUGGUAAGGAUUAAGUGUAUGCGCGGGGUAAGGAGAAAAUAUGGACAACAGCCUACUUUAUUUUUCAACGAUGUUGUUCCACAGAGUUUUUGGUCGGCCCUUCGUUGCAGGAUGACAUUCGCUUAUCUGUAUCACCUCUAGAAGUUGGUACUGCUGAAGUAUCUACAUUAGUUCAUUGUUCUGCAAAUCCCACACGUAAUUCUUUAAUAAGCGAAAAGUUCAAUUGUUUAAAAAAGUUCGACCGGAGGGCAAUCGGAUAGUAAAAAGCUCCGAAAUAACGGUAGACGGGAUGCACACGUCUGCCAGUAAAGCAGGAGCAUUUAAAAGUUGGUGGAUUUGUUGAACCACAGUUGGUGUUUUCUUACCCCGCGCAUAUACUUAGUCCUUGUCAGGCCCGUAUCACCCUCCGCCGAGGCUGCUUCCUCAGAAACGUUGGCCUUCAUUCAAACUCGUCCUCAGCAGCAGUCCACCAAUCAGGUACUCUUUCAAGAACUUUCAGUACAAUUUCCGGACCAGGUAACUCGAAUGUGACUAGGCAGUGAAUAAAAUACCUGCGUCUUAAACCGGUCAGUCGUUUUAAGCAUGCUGCCAAACUUAUCCCUCCAGUGCAACAGCCUAUAGACUACGUCACUAAUCUGGUGAACUGUCGAGUUUUUAUCCUAAACGAGGAAUUCCUGCUGACCAACUAGGUAUGCCUAACCCUCAGUGUUCCGAUGGCAGGGCCUCAAGGAAUGUAAACAUCUGCCACGCCAUUGUCAGUCUAGUGUGCGCUGUUAGUUCCCUGACUCCUGGUUCCCUCCCGGUAGAUGCGCUUGCGCUCCCUCUGGGUACACAGGCCGUGGGCAUGGCUGCGCAGUUGUCUAUGUCCUUCUGUUGUUGUUGUUGUUGUCGUCGUUGGUUAAAAUCCUAAUCAAAGUGUUUGUUACCAGGUGUGAGUGGUAGGCCUAGGUGAGGGUCCGGCCGUGCCCUCCGCCUCCGGUCUAUGUCGGACUAUGUCUUGACAUCGGGCCCAGGCGGGGAAGAGGAGGGAGUGCAAUAGAUGCUACGCAAGUCUGCCCUCACUAUAAACUAAUUUACGCAAUAGCUACCGCGCCUGCUUUGUCUUGCUAUGAAGCACACGGUGGACAUCGUCAGGAACGACGGUCAGACUAUCGUAGGACGCUGAAUAAUCAACUGGCAUGGUGGUUCUCACGGUCUGGGAUUGGGUGAUGGCUCUCUGACUAGGGAACAUAUUACGUUACACAUGGUCGUUUUAUUGACCCCUUCCUCCACCGGCAGUACUUCUCAAGGAGAUCUGAGGCCCUAAGAUACACCCAAAACUCUUCACACAGUCUGACUUGGGCUACGCAUGAUCAAAAGACACGCUCUGCCGUUAUAAAUCAUAUAUUCAACCAGCACCAAAACCAAUCUUUUUAAAGCGUUCACGUAAUAAGAAGCUUUAUAUUACGUCGAUUUCUAAGACUGGAGAGGAAUUGCCAUCAUUUGGUUCACUGUGCAACCCACAUUUCUCAAUAGCAGUUUAAAACUUGCCCAAGAGUUAAAACCUGUUUUUCCUAACACCCUUAAACCGCGUGUUCAUCUUUUCACCUCGAGGCAAUACCUCAGGGUGUGAUUAUGCUGGAACGUCCAAAUAUGCGGAAAUCUCAUCUGGACAAAAUUUCUAUGCGAUAUCUAAGUUCGCACAUUUCAUCAGCGUAGGGAUCUGCUUGAGUUUUGUAGAUUUGUUGAAUACUAGAGAACACUUGAGCAUACGCAAAUCGCAAUGUGUGCCAUCCCAACUGAGAAAGGGCCCUCCUACGAAACGUGAACUAACCCACUUUGUAUUAUGGGAUAAUUCCUAAUUUUUUUGCAAUCUUGAUUUAUUUAGUGUUCUUUUUAAGGGUUCCCUGAGGGCCAGCGUUUGUUGCUUAUCUGAUAACCUACAUUAUGGCCCUGACAUUCUUAUGUUCAUCCCUUGACAUAGUCGCUGUUCUUAAAAGUGAGCAGGAACUGACUGUACACUCUCCUGUAGACUACUGCACAAUUAAAGUAGAUGUUCGAGUUUGGUUAGUUGGUUUUAGAUUCGAAUGAAUUCCAAUGCCUUUCAUUUCAGGCGUCACUCACUCGGUAGGCCGCGAGGAAACAGACUUUCCCCGUCGCUACAUGGUGACCGUAUGCAAAGCCUACGGCCUGGCCGCGGUGGACAUGGUGGAGACAGACCUCGCAGGUAGGUGCUAGAUUUUUUUUCACUUGCCUCUCACCUUUGUACUUCUUCGCAGACAUGGACACUUUUCGCAAGAACUGUGAGUUCGGCAGUCAAAUCGGAUACUCCGGAAAGCAGCUUAUCCACCCCAAACAAGUUGAGGACGCAAAUGUCGCCUUUUCACCCAAUCCAAAGUUAGUUGCUUGGGCAACUGCCCUAGUCGAAGCUGCAGAUAAAGCCAGCGCUUCUGGGGCGCUUGCGGCUGGUGCCUUUACCUUUGAAGGUCACAUGAUCGAUCGACCUACAAUCCGCCAGGCUCAGAGGCUCGUCACAAUGGCCAAAUUAGUCCACUCCUCCUAA